Molecule: messenger RNA, 6164 nt
Organism: Capsaspora owczarzaki ATCC 30864
Lineage: Eukaryota; Filasterea; Ministeriida; Capsasporidae
Exons: 3
Coding region: 169-5937 (1922 amino acids)
Biological process (GO): cell-cell adhesion; cell adhesion mediated by integrin; integrin-mediated signaling pathway
Cellular component (GO): integrin complex; external side of plasma membrane
Molecular function (GO): integrin binding
Source: RefSeq, a predicted model, not a curated record
UUUUAUUUUUGUUUUUUUUUUCUUUUUUUUAUUUUUUUCCUUGUUCUUUUUUUUUUUUUUUUUCUCUCGUUUUCGUUCCUUUUGCGCUUUUUCUUUGCAAGUGGGCUCCCAUUUCCGCGUGGUGCACUUGCCGACUUCCUUUUGACUCUUUCAUUCUCCUGCUGUGCCAUGACAGCCUCGUUGGACGCUCGCAGCGGUCGGCUCUCGCUGGCGGCUGUCGCUGUUGUCGCCACACUCCUUCUUGCCGCUGUCGUUUGCCCCUCGAGCGCAGCGCCUCUCGGUCGUCGCACGCCUCUCACCGCGCGCCUCGAUCGCACCGAUGGUCUUGUCGGGCGUGCUGCUCAGUCGGGUGACUGGAUUGCGUCCCUCAACUUACGGACGGACGCAAACUCUCAACAACAAUGCAACCCGCUCGAAUCUGGCCAUGUUGCGCGCCUGGCUGGCUUUGGCUCGCUCGUCGGUUUGCGCACGUUCGACAACUGCCGCAUGACCGAGCGCCUGCAUGCGACGCCAACUGCCACGCACGAACAUUCUAUCGAAAUUGCCGCAAUGGCUGCUCAGGAGCAGCAGUCGGACUCGAUUGAGCUCGCCUUUGCCGUGACGCUGCCAGCCGGCGCUCAUCCGCGCAUGCUGCGCCGUGGCAUCUCUGCCAAGCCGCGUCUUGUUUUCGGCCACCCGCAGUUCCUCACCGCAUCGUACGACGGAUUGGCGGCGUUUGACGCAAACAACCACUCUUUGCCAACGGACAUGACGUGCGCCUCGGCCGCCGACCCGUCCAUGCGUGGCGACAUUUACUGCCGCGGAGUGUCCUUCUUGCUCAUCAUCACCGUCAACAACGCUGCCUCCGCUGCCUUCCCCAUUCUCGUCGACCCGAUUGUGGCAACUGGCUAUCCGGUCGGCGUCCUGAAUGACGCAAAUCUGUACUGGUCCUACACGGCUCCCGCAGACGCACAGUGCGUCUUCCCGUUCACGUACAACUCCAUCUCGCGCUCUACGUGCAUUUCCGAUGGCACCCGUUUCAACUUUUGCGGCACGACCGCCAACUUGGACGCAAAUCCCUUGGCGUGGAGGACGUGCGAUCAGGCUGCUGUCGGCUUCACUGUCGGCAUUGGCCAGCUCGGCUCGACCGCUACUGGUUACAACGAUGUGGUUUGGGGUGCUCCUGGCUCGAACGGCAACAUUGGUGCCGUCCAAUGGAGCAAAAACACCAACGGUGUUUUGUCUGCCACGCCUGCGUCGCUCACGAGCAGCGGCACGUGCGCGAGCUCUGCUGGUGCGCACUACGGCGCGACGCUUGCCAUCCAACUUCAGAGCUCGGGUGCUACUUCCUCCCGCCUCAUCUUUGGCUCGAGCAACUGCGCCGAUACGACCGUCUUUACCGGCGGCUCCUCUGCACCUUCUCGCGUGAACACGUACAACUACAAGGCGUGGGCGUACGGCGUCGGCACUAUGGAUGUUGCUGGCACCAACCCCAACUUUGUGGUCAGCCACUCGUCUGGAUCUCCCAUUACUACGUUCGGCAAUGGCGUGUCUGGCUACACUCGUGGUGCCGCGCCCUUCAACGUGUAUGCUGACGGUCGAUUCACCGCAAACAUGCUGGUCGCCGACACCAAGGCCUUUGCCAACAAUGCUGGCCUUGUUGGCUACGUCUCGUGCUCGAGCAGCUCCUCUUGCUCAAACCAGUGGAGCGCCACCAUCGAUCAGAUCGACUCCGGCUGGGGCAAUGCGCUGCUCUUGGCCGACAUCAACGCCGAUAGCUACCCGGAUGCCAUCAUUGGUGCUCCUCAGUACACCUCGUUCAAUGGUGCGCGCCGCAACGCUGGUAUGAUUCGCCUGUACCUUGGCACUGGCUCGAGUUCUCUCGAAACGGCGCCCGCCUGGACCGUGUACGGCACAGCCAGUGGCGACCAGUAUGGCUAUACCUUGACCAACCUGUACGACAUUAACGGCGACGGAGCUCACGACAUUGCUGUCGGCGCUCCGUACUCGAACAGCGAGAAGGGCGCCAUCUACAUUUAUCUCGGCUAUUGGGACAACUCGGUCACGCGUCUGAGCGGUCUUCGUCUUCACCAAACCAUCAUUGGAGCUGCUGCUGGCCACCUGCUCGGCUUCUCCAUGGCUGGCGGCCGAGAUUUGAACAACGAUGGCAUCCCCGAUAUGGUGAUUGGCAUGCCCAAGUACAACAAUGGUCGCACGGACUGGGCUGGCCGUGUUGCUGCCGUCCUGAGCAAGCCGUACACGGACGUGAAUGUCAACAUUCGCAACAACCUCUUUUUGGCCAACAUUAACACGUCGAUGACGACUCCUCUCAUCAUCCAAACCACCAUUGCCAAUGCCGGCUUGCGCGAGACCGGGCCCAUCACCCUCACCAUUAGCAUUCCCGACGCCACUGUCUUUGGUGCACCCACUGUUCUGCCCGAGUACGGCCUCACCGCGUACUACUACAACUCGCAGAUCUCCAUGGGCAACUUUGCCGGCCAGACCCCCGUCUUGCAGCGCAACGAAGAUACCGUCAGUUUCAACUUGGGUACCGGCUCUCCUGAUGCCACCGUGAACGUUGACUACUUUUCGGCUCGCUAUGUCGGGUAUAUCGUGCCUUCCAAGACUGCUUCCGACUACAGGUUUACGCUCGUUGCGGAUGACAAUGCUCGCGUUUACGUCAGCAACACUGCCAUUGUGAGCUCCACGGGCGGAUCUUCGACGUCCAAUGCACUGUCUCUCACUGCAGGCGUGCAGUAUCCGUUUGUCGUCGAGUACAAUGAAGCUGCCGGCGCUUCCUCGCUCGUUGUUACUUGGUCGUCCUCCAGUGCCGGCAUCCUGGCCAACACUCUUCUGCCCACGGAGAACCUGCGCCCCAGCGUCCAGACGCGCACCAUCACAUGCACCGACCUCACCUGCACCGUCCAAAUGAACAGCCUUGUUCCCGCGCGCUCCUGCUGGGCCUGCCAAAGCAACCCUGCCGGCACUCAGCAGUUUAUUCAGCUCCAGUACACGAUGGACCAGACUCGCAACUACCCGGCCACGGCGACAUGGACUGCCGUCAACCAAGUCACCCCUGUGGUGUUUGGCCAGGUCACUGCCGUGCACUCGCUCAACUUUUUCACCUUUGCCGACCUGCGCAUGAACGCCGUCCGCGCUUUUGUUCCCCAGGCAGACCCCAACUACGCAACCAACCCCACCUGCUCGAACGUGGCGACCAGCGUGUGCUCCAUUCCCAGCGGCUCGACCACGCUUGUCUUGCGCAACAUUGGCUUUGUGAACAACGGACCGGCCACUGCAUUUGCCGUCUCCCUGCUCAUUUCCUUCCCGACUUCGGUCGAGUUCCUUCGCGUGCAGCGCAUUUCCGACAAGACGACCAACAACGCUUCCAUCUCGGGCUUUUCGUGCUCUCGCGUCGAUGCGGGCGUCUCGUGUCUGUUCUCCAACUUGAAUUCUGGGUCGAGCUUUUCGAUUCCCAACUAUGAAAUUGUCUUUAGCAUUGCCAACCUGCGCGUUGCUGGCAACUGGCAGUUCAAGACGUUGCUCUCGACGCUCUCCGCCAUCACGACCCCCGCCCUGGCUGCCGGCGUGUCCAACUUGCUGAACGCCCCCGACGCAACUGCCAAUCUCGGUCUGGCCAACCCGCGCGUGUCUGCUGGCUCGUACUGCGCUGCCAACCAGGUUUGCGCUGGAACGGCCUACCAAGUGUCUUUCGACAUUCAAAACACGGGUGCUUUUGGCUCGGCUCGCCCUCAGCUUGUGAUUGCGCCACCCACCGCUUUUGCUGCCUCCGCGAGCUACUCUGCCCUUCCCAUCCGACCCCGUAUCUCGCAGGAUGGACAAACGCUCGAUUGCAAUGUCGGCCCGGGCAGCAACUACACGUGCUUCUUCCCUCAAGCGAACAUUGCGGCAGCCUCCACGGCCGCGGUGCAAUUGAUGCUCACCUUGAGUGCCAACACUCCGGUUGGUACCGAGCUGAAAUUCGCGGCCGUCAUUUCUGGCAAUGCCACCGAAUCCACGCUGGCCGACAACGCCCUCCAGUUCUCGUACACGAGCUGCCGCAACAGCACGUUUGUCGUCACCAUGUCCACCUCUGCGACCUCCAUUUACCCGAGCAACUCGCUGACCGUUCUUGCAUCGGUCAACAACCGUGGUCCCAGUGACUACGACGAUGCUGCUGCUCAGACGAUGGUUGUGACCCUGCCCAGCGGCGUCGAUGUGCUGUCAAAGUCGGAUGUUGCUUGCACUGGCGGCUCCAAUGUGCAAACGUGCCCCAUCCCUGAUCUUGCCAACGGCUUUUCGGGAUUCAAAUCCUUCACGAUUCGCCUCACGAACAGCGUCAUUCCCGGUGGUGUUUACACUACCACGCUCACCUCGACCGCGACCGCCGGCACUUCGUCCGCAUCCACGUCGACCAACGUUGUGGACGACACCAAUUUGCAGGUGUUGAUCAACGCCGCCGAGUCGUCGCUGUUUAUCGGCUCGCCGCAGCUGUUCACUGUUGGUGUGCAAAACAACCACCCAGUCAACAACGCGACCAACGUUCAGCUUGUGGUGUUCCUCCCCGUGUCUGUGGCGCUCGACUCUGGCAAUCCGAUCCAGAUUGCCUCUGGCGCGUAUGCUGGAAUGUACAGCACUUACUGCACAAACCAAGUCGUCGCUGGCUCCGAUCCCAACCAGCACAUCAAGAUCACCUGCACAUUCCCUGAGGUCACCGUGCUUCAAGCGGGAUGCAGUGUUGGUUCGAGCCAAAAGUGCCAAGUCAUUCUCACCAUCCCAACGCUGGCGGUCGAUGCCGGCGAUGCCGUCAGUAUUAGCAGCUUCACCACCACUGCGUCGGUGACUGGCCAGAAGCCCGAUCAGGGCAAUGCCAAGACUGCCUCCAUUUCGUUCUCCAUCUACCGUUUCCCUGAUUUGGUCGUGAGCAUGUCGCCCGUUUCGUCUGUCGCUGUGCACGAGAAAUUCGCCGUCGACGCCGUCUUUUUGAAUCAAGGCCAGAUCGCUGCUACGAACGUCAGCUUCACCCUUGUUAUUUCGCAGCUGUCUGGAACGGUCAAUCUGCAAGCUGUGACCCAGUCGCUCGAUGCCUGCGAUUCGCACUCGUUCACGACCUACGAAGUGACGUGCAACAUGACCUCGCUUGCACCCGCCCAGUCGGUUGCUAUUCAGCUGCAGUACAACACGUUGGGAGCAGCCAAUGGCGUGUUUUCCACCUUUGCUCGAGUGCAAUCCGCAACCAAUGAGAUUGAUACCGACAACAACCAAGCCGCCCUGUCCACCACCAUUCUUGACACGUACACUGACUUGGCCAUCGACUCGCGUCCGUCCCCGUACCAACUCCAGAAUGGCGACAACGUCACCUUCACCUUCACCGUCCUCAACUAUGGUGUUUCGACUGCUCGCAACCUGGUUGUCUCCACCACGUCGUGGCCGUACCAGUUCCUGCCGUCCACCUCGGUGACUCAGAAGCCGUCGUACUGCACGUUCUCAAACUCUGACCGCAACCUCAAUUGCGACCUUGGCGCCGGUGGUCUGAUUCUCGACCCUGGCUACUCGACCCUGUAUGGCACUGUCGGCUCGUCGAUCAGCUUCACCAUGACCUGCCAAGUGAAUGUGAUUCCGUCCUUCCUGAAGACCUUCCGUGCAUCAGCCGAUGUGUUCCAGCUCAACAUCACCAUGACGGCGGAAGACACUGUGAUUCCCAACCUUGCUACUUCUACGUCGAACGUUCAAACGUUCAACGUGUUCGUCAUUCCUCCUGCGCCUGUCCCAGCCAAGUCGGAGUCUGGCAUGGACGAAAAGUACCAAAUUUUGAUUGCCGUUCUCUGCUCGAUCGCUGGCGCUGUCAUUAUUGGCCUUGUUGCCAAAAAGUUGGGCUUCUUUGAUCGCAAGCCCAAGCCACCGACUCUUGACGAAGACGAGUUUAUGCAACAGCAGAAUCCCCAACAUGACGACUAAGAGAGCCAAUGUUGUAUCCGUGACUUUUAGCUGUUAAAUUGCUCAACUUCGACCACUUGUGUCUUUGUCUUCAACCCCGACCGUUUGUGUCUUGUCCUUCUCAGGUUGUUUGAGAUUUGUCUUGUUUUUGCUUCCCUUUUUUGUUGUUGUUGUUGUUGUUGUUGUUGUUGUUGUUGUUGUUUGUGCGUUGUAACUCGUGUGAAAAAUCAAUCCGCACUUUUUGGACU